GAUCAUGCACCACUAAAGAGGAUUUAUUCUUCCUCUAUUCAGAAUAGAUAGUCGGGCAGAACUCAACGAGGAGAUAUCAAUUGUGAAAAGGGGUGCCAUCACCGAGACAAUGUCAUCUGACGCAGCUGGCGACGCAACCAUUGAAUGGUUUGGGGCAACAACCUUUCGUUUGAAAGCGAAGGGAUUGACUAUUUUCCUGGAUACCUGGCUCGACCGACCUGAGAGCCUACCUAAGUACCUAUCUAUUGACGACGUCAAUGAAUGCGACUAUAUUUUUGUUAGUCAUGCCCACUUCGACCACCUCCCAGGUACGGACCGCCUAGCUAAAAGAACCGGUGCCUUGGUUGUCGGCAACGGGGAAGUAAUCAAUGUGAUGCGCGAUGCCGGAGUUGCAGAUGCACAGCUCAUGGCAGUUGCCGGAGGGGAGCGCAUUGCAUUAUUCACUGCUGACCAGAGAAAGGAAGCCAUUGUCCAAGCGAAGGCUGCGAUGGAGAAAUUGGCACCUGGUCAGCCACCUCCAGGACCUCCAGGUCCACCUAUGCCGCCUUCCUCAGAUGCGGUGAUGGCAGUCCAUAUAUACCCAUCAUUACACUGCCUCAUGCCCCCUGGCGAUCACCGGUCCAUACCAGAAAUGAUCGACUCUGGGACUAUCUAUACCGGAUCGUCUCCUUUUGCAUGUACUGCAGAUAUCACGCGCGCCUUGACUUAUGGUUUAGGGGGCCUGAUGAGACUGCCUCAGCUGCCUCCUGCGAUACCUGAAGAUAUGCAGAUUUUCCUAAGCUAUCUCAAGGACACUUCGAGCAACAAACAUUCAUUCUAUGAUGGCGGCCAGCUUCUCUACAACUUUUUGCUAGGGGAAAAGACGCUGUUAUGGAAUGGACACCUUGGGGAAAUCGAGCCGCAACCUGAUAUUGCCAUAUUAGGAAUUGCUGGACGGGCAAAUCUCAACGGCCGCCCGUACGACGGCUCAGCUGCGCAAUUUGCUACCGAAGAAAUCAAGUGGCUGGGGCAACCGGACAAGGUCAUCUGGUGCUUGCAUGAUCAGGCCCCUCUAAAUCCAAAAUAUAUUGAUACUGAUGUAGCCACCUCAACGGUUGAGCGUGAGACUCGAAGCCGAGUGCUCACACUGAAGCCUGGCGAAGUACAUAAAUUAUUUGCGUCCAAUUCAUAGCUACGAGUAUUUAGU
This is a messenger RNA of Talaromyces proteolyticus, 1186 nucleotides long. RefSeq lists its product as uncharacterized. Lineage: Eukaryota; Fungi; Ascomycota; Eurotiomycetes; Eurotiales; Trichocomaceae. The record is from RefSeq and is a predicted model, not a curated record. The transcript is spliced from 4 exons. Bases 110 to 1171 code for a protein of 353 amino acids.